Molecule: messenger RNA, 1644 nt
Organism: Setaria italica (foxtail millet)
Lineage: Eukaryota; Viridiplantae; Streptophyta; Magnoliopsida; Poales; Poaceae
Product: transcription factor SRM1
Exons: 2
Coding region: 331-1251 (306 amino acids)
Molecular function (GO): DNA binding
Source: RefSeq, a predicted model, not a curated record
AGACGCGCAGGCGCAGACGCAGCCACGGGCGCGCACGGUGAAACCAAAAUAUCCUCCCGCGGUAACACGUACACGUCUCCCCCGGCCGGGCCGGUAGAUCUCCGCCUCCGCCUCCGCCUUCCCUUCUCGAAGCCCCCGAUUUAUUCGCUUCCCCGCAAUCCCGCUGCCUUCCCAAACCCAAUUCCGCACUCCUCUUAUCUCGCCGCGCCGCCGCUUCCAUAUCCUUCCACCCUCCCCCCAAACCCUCGAAACCCUACCGGCGGGAUUCCGCCGCCUCGGUCGGUUGCCUAGGGUUCACUCCCUCCCCGGACUCCGCCCCGGCCCGCAGCCAUGGCCGUGGAGGAGGCGAGCAGCAGCGGCGGCGGCGGCGACGGCGAGGAGGGGUCCGGGGCGUGGACCCGCGAGCAGGAGAAGGCGUUCGAGAACGCGGUCGCCACGAUGGCGGAGGACGGGGACGACGGGGACGCGCGGUGGGAGAAGUUAGCGGAGGCCGUCGAGGGGAAGACGGCGGACGAGGUCAGGCGGCACUACGAGUUUCUGGUGGAGGACGUCGAGGGCAUCGACUCGGGACGCGUGCCGCUCCCGACCUACGCGGCUGACGGCGGCGCCGAGGAAGGGGGCACCGGCGGCGGUGGUGGCGGAGGGAAGAAGGGGUCCGGGGGAGGAGGGGGCCACGGGGAGAAGGGGUCGGCGAAGUCGGUCGAGCAGGAGCGCAGGAAGGGGAUCGCCUGGACAGAAGAUGAGCACAGAUUGUUUCUUCUUGGACUUGAAAAGUAUGGCAAAGGUGACUGGCGGAGCAUCUCACGGAACUUUGUGAUCUCAAGGACGCCUACUCAAGUAGCUAGUCAUGCACAGAAGUAUUUUAUCCGCCUGAACUCAAUAAACAGAGAGAGGCGGCGAUCAAGUAUACAUGACAUCACCAGCGUGAAUAAUGGAGAUGCAUCAGCUGUUCAGGGUCCAAUCACGGGUCAAACAAAUGGGCAGGCUGCAAAUCCUGGGAAGCCCUCUAAGCAAUCUCCACAGCCGGCAAAUGCACCUCCAGGUGUUGAUGCUUAUGGAACAACAAUUGGACAACCAGUUGGUGGGCCCCUUGUCUCAGCGGUUGGGACUCCUGUUACGCUUCCUGUUCCUGCUCCACCUCAUAUGGCCUACGGCAUGCACACCCCAGUUCCAGGAGCUGUAGUACCUGGAGCCCCAGUAAACAUUGCUCCAAUGCCAUAUCCAAUGCCACCCCCAUCGUCUCAUGGGUGAGGUACAUUUCAGAGUGCUGCAUGGCUUCACAAUCUCCCUAUAUAUGUUGCUUUUAGUGGCAGCGCUACCAUGUUGCAAUAAAGCAAUAUCAAUAAACUCAAUGUACAUUACAAACUGUUGUUACAUGUAGCAUUUUGAGGACAUUGCAGAUUAUGUUCUUGUUGCAUGCAAACUUUCCAUGUACACCUGCCCCAAGUGUUUCAGGUUGGUGCUGUCACUAUGUGUCGCGGAUUCGCGAUCUGGCAGCCUUCAGGAUAGAUGUUGUGGACUUGUGCUUCAGUCAGUAUCUGUGAUCUGUAGUUGUGUAUCUGCUGCAACAAGAGGAAAGAUACAAGUUACAACACUCUUUUUUUUUGAUGUUGAAUUGGAUUUGCCGAACUGGGAAUAUUGGCA